Limanda limanda (common dab) is the source of this 3489-nucleotide messenger RNA. RefSeq lists its product as uncharacterized. The transcript has 7 exons. Bases 1 to 3489 code for a protein of 1162 amino acids. Lineage: Eukaryota; Metazoa; Chordata; Actinopteri; Pleuronectiformes; Pleuronectidae. The record is from RefSeq and is a predicted model, not a curated record. Gene Ontology annotation, biological process: positive regulation of Rho protein signal transduction. Gene Ontology annotation, molecular function: guanyl-nucleotide exchange factor activity.
AUGGAGCCCUGCAUCGCCAACCUCCCCCUGUCCCCGGACCGGCUGUCCUCCUUCCCCCGACACAGAUCCGUCUCUCCUCACUACCCGGGCCUCCACGGUGCUCACUUCCCUCUCAUGGCCAGGUGUAACAGCAGCACCUUGCUCACUAACCUGGGGCUGAGGUACUGCUCCAGCAUGCAGGGCCCUCUGGGGGUGGGGCUGGGUCCGGGGACGGCCCCGGGCUCCUGCAGCUACGCAGGAAGCGGUGGCAGCAGGCCAUACAGGAGUAUGGAGAAUCUGAACUGGAACAAUAUGGCAGAUUCAGGCCUUUAUCCGUUCAGUGCUGCCCCCUACAGGAGCAUGGACAGUGAGUUUAUUUUGCGCUAUACAUCUACCAGCCACUGGUAUGACGGGCCCCCAGACAGAUCUGUGAUGGGGGCCCAUGGACUGUUACCUCACCCGGAGAGCCUGGCAUUCAACCCUCGACAUGGGCUACCCAGGAAGGACCUACCACUCUUCCCCCAGUUGCUUUUUCCAGGUGGCGUUGACGAAUGGGAUGCCAGAAAAGGCCUGAGGGAGAAACUCCGCCUUCAGAGUGCAAGGUCAGCAAUCGAGUCUCUGAAGCCCCUCCCACUGCGGCCUCAGAUGACCCCAAGUGCGACAUCCAUCGAAAAAGAGGGUUCCAGGCCGCUGUGCACCAUGCGCAUCACCAACCCUGAGGAGAUCAAGCAGGAGGUCCUGAGGCGCCUGCAGCUGCGGCGACAGAACAGCAGCCCCAACCUCACUCUCCACAGCUCCCCGGCUACCCCCAAAGCGGUUAAAACAUCCUGCACAACCGACAACAUCGUGGGGAACAGGAACGGAUCGGAUUCUGCGUCUGAGUGCCGCAGGCCUCCUGUGGGACGUCUACACAUCCCCACGUUCGAGGAGUUCAAGAGGAUGAGGCAGAGGGAGGGAGAGCAGAGCAAAGAGUCCACAGCCGGUUCUGUGGUGUCUGGAAAACCUGCAGCCGACCUUCAGGAUGUAGCAGCGUCAAAUAGUGAGAAAGCUCCGUCUGAUCGGACUGUCCCUCAGUCAGGUUCUCCUAGACACCCCGAGGAGGUGGAUGGAGAUAAGAGCACAGGUGAAAGGAUGGGCAGCAGUGAUGAAGACCUGCAGACCAUCACCUCCUCAGAGAACCUUUCCUCUGACACUGUGAACAGUAACGGCACCGCAGACCCCAACUCGUUCUUGGCCUUUGUUACCAGCACUUAUUCACCCAUCUGCACAGGCCCGUCUCCGCGUUCACCCCUACCGCUCCUUGCCAGCCUAACCCAGGAGAAAGCCCUCACUGCAGGAGGAGAAGACGGGAGCGGCCGGCGCAGGAGGAGCAGUCUGGAACCAGCUGGGUCGGCUCCUUUCCCACACGGCAGAGAGAACUGGGGCCGACCCUCCAGCUGCUGCCCGGCGCUGCUCCUGGAGGGGACGGACCUGUCCAGCUACGGAGCCAAGAUCUACAAGAUGAAGGAUGGACUCAUUGGCUCAGCACUGGACCUAAUCAAGAAGAGCUGCAGUGCAGAGAUUUCCGCCGAGACCCCCGUCAGGCUGUCAGGUGACCGGCAAGGAGGCUGUGACAUCACCGCCCCCUCGACCGACUGUCAGCCCUCCGCCGUUGCCAUGGCAACGUCGGCAACGGCCUACGGAGCCGAGGCUGGCGACGAGACGCCUGCAGGAGGAGGAGGAGAGGCAGCAGGAGAAUGCCAGACCGGUCUGGGCUGCAGGCGCUCCAGCUCAGACGCGGCCUAUGAGCUGGCGGAGACGGUGAGGGCGCAGCGCGAGUGUCGCCUCCGGCCCCACUACAGCGACCCCAUGCCGGCCGACGCUUCCAAGCGCAAACAGCUGGAGAUGAAGAUCGCUGCCGCCGCCCGCCUGCACGGCCACCGCCGGGACCGCGACAGAGACAGUGCAGCCAUCCGGGGCCGCUCGGAGCCCCCUGGCGAGGAGCGUCAGGUGGGUCUGGGUGUGACCCGCUCGGGGCAGCACCGCUGGAGCACCAUCAGUAGUCUGAGCGCUGACAGCGGCGUGGUGGGUCUCAGCGACGAGCGGGAGGAGGAGGACAGCGAGCCCCGCCGCUACCGCAGAACCCGGGGAGCCGAUGUGGAGCGGGUGGACAGCGGCAUCGGCCCGGGGCUGUCCCGGACCUGGAAGAGGCCGUCCGCCUCGCUCAGAGCCUGGGAGGCCCAGAGGCCGUGUCCGGACUGCGGCCUGAGGGACGGGGCGUCCAAGGAGCGAGGGGAGCGCAUGUGUGAACGUUGCUCCAAGCUGCGCACGGAGCGCAAAGAAGCCAUCCUGGAGUUUCUGAACACGGAGUCCAGCUACGGCGAGGACCUGCGGAUCAUCAGGGAGGAGUUCUACUGCCCCAUGCAGAGCGCCGGGCUGCUGACGGCCGAGCAGCUCGCCGUGGUGUUCGGUAACGUCCAGGAGCUGAUCGACGUCAACGACCGCUUCACCGAACACCUGCAGGAUAGCAUCGACCAGGCCUUCGACCAGGGAGACGGGGAUCUGCUGACCGUGUACAUAGGAGAGAUCUUCCUGGAAUUCGUGAACAUGCUUCCCGCCUUCCAAACCUACUGCCUGCAGCAGUCCACCUCGGUCAACCUGCUCAACACCCUGGAGAAGGAGAAGGAGCUACUCAGAAUCUUUUUGGAUGUCUCCCAGAACGACAAUACAGCACUGCGUCGUAUGAACCUGCGCUCUUUCCUCAUGGCGCCCCUCCAGCGCGUGACCAAAUACCCACUUCUGUUGAGCCGCAUCAUUAAGGUCACGCCCGAAUCUCACCCCGACUACGCACGUCUCCGUGAGGCCAAGAGUCGGGUGGAGUCCCAUCUGGAGCACAUCAACAUGAAGACUAAGCAGGAGGGCAACGGCGUCACAUGGUCCCUCCGGUCCUUCCGACGAGACAGCCGCAAGAACCGGGAGGUGAUCAACAUCGAGAUGCGGGAGAUGUCGAUGAAGACGGUGGGCUGGGCCCGAGAAAACACCCGCUUCGUCAUGGAGGGCCCGCUCCAGCUCUCCCAGCCGGCGGAUGGUCAGUGGGUGAGGAAGGGAAGCAAGGCCCUCAAGUUCCAGAAUGUCCAGAGUCUGCUGAUGGUGAGGACACAGCGGUUGGGUGAGGCCCCAGGACCAGGCACCGACCUCGGGGCGUGGGGAGAUCAGGUGGAGGGCGGUGGCGAUAGCAUUCGAGACGGAGUUCUGGUUCUCAUCAAGGACAAAAGCAGCGGGAAGUUCGCGGUGCUGAGAGAGCCCAUCCGUCUGGGGAACUGCGUGGUGUCGGCGGAUCCCGACUCCGAGGACACAUUCGAGGUGCUCGACAUCCGACGGGAGUCAUUUGUUUUCCGUGCCUCAGACAAAUCUCGCACCCAGCAGUGGUUCCAUCAGAUUAAGAGGUACACUCGAGACUUGGGCACCUGGAGGAAAAGACGCAACGCUUUGCCCAACAUCAUGAUCAACACAAACCAGACCCGCUCCUGA